AUGGCCUCUCCAGUCCUCAAGCAUGGAUUUUUCAUGGCAUUUGUCCUCACUUUGUCCGCCCUCCAAAUGGCGAGUGCUAGUGAUCCAGACAUCACAACUGAUUUCCUAGUCCCACAGAAUAUUACCACAGUUGAUGGAAACUUCUUCACAUUCACCGGCAUGAGAGCUGUUGUGCCGAUAGAUCCUCCUACAGCUUUCAAAGUAACGAAAGCAAGCCUAGCGGAGUUCCCGGCUCUCAACGGGCAGAGUGUCUCGAUGGCAGUUCUUGAGUACUCGGCCGGCUCAGUCAACCCGCCACACACGCAUCCUCGUGCAUCGGAGCUCCUGUUCCUUCUUUAUGGAUCACUGGAGGUCGGAUUUGUUGACACGACCAACAAGCUCUUCACUCAGACCCUUCAGGCCGGCGACAUGUUCAUAUUUCCCAAAGGACUGGUUCACUACCAGUAUAAUGCUAAUGCAACAGAUUACGCAGUAGCCAUUUCUGGAUUUGGCAGUGCAAGCGCUGGAACUGUCUCGCUUCCUACAACUGUAUUCUCCACCGGCAUCAACAGCAGGAUCUUGGCCAAGUCAUUUAAGACGACCGUUCCCACCAUUCACACUCUCAAACGUGGGCUUAUACCGCCCAAGGCCUAA
Molecule: messenger RNA, 633 nt
Organism: Syzygium oleosum
Lineage: Eukaryota; Viridiplantae; Streptophyta; Magnoliopsida; Myrtales; Myrtaceae
Product: germin-like protein 9-3
Exons: 1
Coding region: 1-633 (210 amino acids)
Cellular component (GO): cell wall
Molecular function (GO): manganese ion binding
Source: RefSeq, a predicted model, not a curated record